Molecule: messenger RNA, 12185 nt
Organism: Mirounga angustirostris (Northern elephant seal)
Lineage: Eukaryota; Metazoa; Chordata; Mammalia; Carnivora; Phocidae
Gene: CCDC66
Product: coiled-coil domain containing 66
Exons: 19
Coding region: 7638-10412 (924 amino acids)
Biological process (GO): cilium assembly
Cellular component (GO): microtubule; cilium; photoreceptor inner segment
Molecular function (GO): microtubule binding
Source: RefSeq, a predicted model, not a curated record
GCGUACACAGGGGUUACGCGUCCUGUGGCGAGAGCGAGAGGUCAGGCCAUGAACCUGGGAGAUGGUUUAAAGCUUGAAACUGAAUUGUUGGAUGGAAAAACCAAGUUAAUAUUGUCUCCAUAUGAAUGUAAAUCAAAAAAUUCUGUGAAGGUUUAAUCAAGGUGAAGUUGCUUGAGUAUCCAGCAUAAAUGGGUGACGAUAAUCAGAGUAAUUCCACAUGCUACUUAUAAAAGUUAUUUCUUUCUAAAUAUGGUAUAUAGCUAUAUACCUUGUGUGCUUUUUUUAGUCACAAUACAAAUUGUAUAUUUUUUCCUGGUCCUGCACUAUUUUUAAAAAAAAAAAAUUUUUUUUUUAAGAUUUUUUAAUUUAUUUUAGGGGGCGGUGAGGAGGGAGAGGAGACUCUUAGCAGUCUCCACACUGAGUGCGGAGCCCCACAUGAGGCUCUCGGCUCAAUCUCACGACCCUGAGAUCAUGACCUGAUCUGAAACCAAGAGUCAGAUGCUUAACUGACUCUGCCACCCAGGCGCCCCAGGUCCUGCUCUAUUAAAAUAUUGCAACUAAUUAUUAUAUCUGAAUCACAUUAACAAAUACUGCACCCCUUUUUGAGAUCCCUAGAUAAAAAGCUGCUUGUCGUAGUUGAUUUCCAUAUUCCCCUGGCCUCUGUUCUCUUUCACCUUUUUCCCCUUCUAUUGAUGUCUUUUUUUUUUUUUAAAGAUUUUAUUUAUUUAUUUGAGACAGAGAGAAUGAGAGAGACAGAGAGCACACGAGAGGGGGGAGGGUCAGAGGGAGAAGCAGGCUCCCUGCCGAGCAGGGAGCCCGAUGCGGGAUGCGGGACUCGAUCCCGGGACUCCAGGAUCAUGACCUGAGCCGAAGGCAGUCGCUUAACCAACUGAGCCACCCAGACGCCCCUAUUGAUGUCUUUAAUGGAUUUGCUUUAAUCACCACAUUUGUGAAGACAUUUCAUUGUCUUUUUAACCAAUUUAAUAUGGUGGUCUCCUUUCAUGCCUAUAACAAAAUUACUAGUUUUGGACUUUUGAUAGAAUCAUUACAAGAUUCUACUAGCAGUCUAGAAAUGUUUUAUUCUAGGAUUCUUUUUUCCGGAAUAAUGUGUCUCAGCCGAUGUUGAUCUUAAAUUAUUUACUGUCUUAGAGCAAAUUGUUUGGUUUUAUUCCUCUUGUUUUGGGGACUUCAGAAUACUGAUGAUGGUAACUAUGUGAGGUGAUGGAUAUGUUAAUUCGCUUGAUUGUGGUGACUAUUUCACAGUGUAUGCAUAUGUUAAAUCAAGUUGUACACCUUAAAUAUAUACAAUUUUUAAUUGUCAAUUAUACCUUAAUAAAGCUGGAAAAAAAAUACUGGUGCAACUUAAGUCUCCCUUCUAUAUUGAUUUUAUUUUAAGGAGCUUCUCUUCCCAUAUUUAUAGGGGUUGCUGAAAUCCUCCUCAUUUCUUUCUUUGCUCUUUACAGAAGACAAAAAAGCAAAAACAGUAGUGCUUGUUUUUUUUUGCUUAAAUUUGUUUUUUAAUCUCCCAGAUCUCAGUUCUGCAGCUAUGUGUUGGAUUCUCGUUUCUAUAAGUUAUUGGUGAAUUCUCUUUUCAUGGUGCUUUUCUUUUUCUACUGGGAGAAGUUCCUGAGUGACUACAGCACCUACCUACAGUUCUGGUUUUCCCCUUCCUCACAGGUUGAAUUACUGUCAUGCUCAUAGUGUGCUCUUUAGACACAACUGAACUCUCAUCAUCAUCAAGUUUAACACAUGUGUGGUCAGAGUACUCUCUUAAUUUUUUCAAAAUCCCUUCUGUAUUUUUUUAAAUCUGUGGUAAGGAAUAUGAAGUAAAGAUGGUUACCUAUAAGGAGGAGAAAUGAGAGAAAUAUUAAGGAUUCAGUGUCAUGAAUAAUUUAUAAUUCCAAAUUCUUAUGCUUAAAAUUGUCUCACAGGUUAGUUGAAAUAUAAAACAUUAAAAAAAUAUUUUUCACAGGAAUUUCUACAUGUGAGAAUCAGAGUAGUGACACACUAAAGGGUAUAUACAAUAUUAGUGUUAGGUAGCAUAUUUUAUAAUUUAAAAUGUUAUUUUCUCUGAUUCUAGCCUUGGGAUCCUGGCCCCAAAUAAUUGAUAAACUCAGCCAAUAUUAAACAAAUGCAUUGGACUUUGUUUAUAUUAUGAAAAAUAUUGGUAGAAUUAAAACUAGUUAAAAGAGCAACUUGCUACUUAAAAAUGUUUAUGACAUGAAGACUCUUUGAUCUAUUAAAAUUUACCUGAUCCAGUAAACACCUGGGGAAUUAUUUGGGCUAGAUUGCUUUUUAUUAUUAAGUAACCUGAAUAUAAUUGAAUAUUUAUUUGGUAGUUCAUGAUUUUUUGCUGGCCCCAUUCAUUGUUUUUUUCCUGCUGUUCAGCUACAAAAAAUAGUCAGGGGCCACCUGGGUGGCUCAGUCAAUUAAGCAUCCCACCCUUGAUUUUGGCUCAGGUCAUGAUCUAAGGGUUGUGAGAUCAAGCCCUGCUUUGUGCUCCGAGCUGGGUGUGGAGCCUGCUUGAGAUUCUCCCUCUCCUUCUGCCCCUCCCCCCCUGCCCCCAAAAAAGUAAUCAGAAUUGAGCUGAAUGUAUAUGGACCUCAUGCCAGGGCAUUGUCCCCUCUCCCCUUCUUAUUAAAUAUUUUUAGAAGAUUUUUUUGGUAUAUUUUUUUCUUUUGUAAGUGGAAUGUAGCAGGAUAAUUCUACUUAAAUUAGAGCUCCAAUUAGUAGGUUUCUAUUUAACAAGGAUUUAUUAAAGCUGUAAAAUUUUAGUGGGGUGCCGUUCUUGGCUGUAUUUCUUCUAUGACAGAGGAAAAAAAUGAGUAAAACCUAGGCCUUGUUUUCUGGAAGUGAUGAUAUCAGUCAGGUAAAUCACUAUACAAUACAAGUAGACUAUAAUGUAUGCCAUGGUAGGAUUAUAAAAGGCAGAGAACACUGCAAAGAGCAGCUCUUUGUGGCUUGAGGAGACCAGGGAAAGCUUUGUAAAAGGAGGUGACAUUUUAAUUAGAAUUUAAAAGAUGAGGCAGUUAUUUAUAGGUACGGAGGUAUGGGAGUGUAUUCUAAGCUCAGAAAAUAGUGGGCAAAACACCAAAAUAGCAUAAUUUGCAUUUGGGGAAUAGUGUGUAUCUUGGGGAAGUGUAGAACAUUAAGCUUGGGCGGGGGGGUUACAGUCUUAGAGUUUAAAUGUAUACUCACAGAGUUUGAACUUCCUUGAUUUGUGUGUAGGGUGAAGGACAGAUGAUAAUGGGGAGACUGGUUAUGGGCCAGUUACAGUUCAGGAAGAGUCUCAGGAGUUCCUGAACAUGUUUGGUGGUUAGUGAAAUGGAAAAAAGGGGACAGAAAUGAAAGACUUCCAAGAUACGUAAUGGUAUGCACUGCACUUAGCAGUUUGAGCAACUGAUUAGAGAUGUGAAAUGCUCAACUAUCAGUGACCCAAAAAAGGCCAGUAUGAGUCAAAGAAAGGUGACAUCGUAGUUAGAGACAGGUGGUACGGCUGAGCAGUAUAAGCUACGUGCCAUCUCCUGAUAAUUUGCUUAAUCCACAUACUGGCUUUCAAAAACUAGAGUGAACUGUCAGUAUCUAAAAAUAGGAAAAUUUAAUGUAGAAUCUGGCAUUUUUGGUUCUCUUGAAGUACUGGGUAAUCUAGCAAGUAGACUCAGAUUCCUGUUUGGUGGUGUAGGCUGAUUCUGAAUGGUGGCUGCCUCCUUUAGAUAGAAAAAUGCUCUUCAGCUCAUCCCAGUUCCUACCAAGCCUAAUUUACAGUAGGUAUUUGAGGUUGCCACCUCUCACUUAGAGAAUUAGUUACAUUAAAAUAGCCUCAGGGGCACCUGGGUCACACAGUCCAUUGAGCGUCCCCCGCUCUUGAUUUUGGCUCGGGUUGUGACCUCAGGGUUGUGAGGUCAAGCCCUACAUCAGGCUCUGCACUCAUUGCAGAGUAUGCUUGAGACUCCUUUUCUCCCUCCCCCUCAGUCCCUCCCUUCCCCCUCUAAAAUAAAUCUUUAAAAAACUUUUUAAAAAUCGCCACAAGUUGGAUGGGUAAAAAGGCAUUUUACAUUGUGGUAUUGGAAUUAUCAAAAGCCUAAAGCCAGGAACAAAUAAGAUGUAGAUGAGAUGAAGAGAAUAAUAAACAGAUCUUGUGGCUGAUAGUACAGGUAUAUUUUGAAAAGUAGGGUGAAAUAGGAUUGGUAUUGGUCAAAGUAUGGUUAUAUAUUUUGUAAGUUACUGAAAGACAAGGGGAGUUGGGAUAUAAGCUGGGUGAAAGUCAUGUGGUAUCUACCUCACUCUUUGACAGCAAGUAUCUUAUUAAUCUUUACCACUAGCACUUUUCCAUAUUGGUGAGCACAUAAAAAGCAGUUAAUUUUGAUUGAACAACCAUUGAAUUAGUUUAAUUGGGUUCGCUGAAAUGUACAGUGGAUUAAAUAGGGGAAAGAUAUGAGAUAGGCAGGCAGUAAUCUAGUAGUGUGGUAAUGAAAACCUAAAUUUAGGCUUAUCAUCAUGUAAAUGGUGAGAAAAAGAUUUGGAAGGAAGAAAUGACCAAUACUUGUGCAUAAGCUAAAGAAGACCGUGAAGGAGGAUAAAGUUAAAGAUGACUCCAUGCUUACUGGUCUGAGAGAUUAGAACAACAGUGCCACAGAAAUGGGAUAUUUUGGAAGGGGGAACAAAUAUGGGAGAGAGAGAUAAUUCAGUUUUUAAAAUAGUAUAGUUGAGGAUAAUAAAAAAUUUACUGAACACCUACUCUGUUCCACUCACUAUUCUGUACUGGACAAAGUAUACAAACAUUUCUGCCCUAGGGAGUUUACAUUGGAAAAGGGGUUGAACGGGCAUACAUUUAGCAAAAUAAAUAUAGGGUGUUACAAGAUGAAAAGUGCUAUAGAGAAAAAUAAAGGAGAGAAAGGGAAGAGGCACAGUUACUUCAGGGGCACAGCAGUCUUUGGAAAAGGGAGUGCUAGGUAGGUGGGAGUAUGAGGGUAGAACAGGAAACCUGCUACAACCUCCCCCCACCCAAAAAAAGGAACAGGAAACCUACAAUUUUAAAUAGGGUGGUCAGAGAAAACCUUACUGAGUCAGUGAUGUUGGAGCAAAGAUUUGAAGGAGGUGAGUGCAUCAUGUAGAAUCUGAAGGAAGAAUGUCCCAGUUAGAGGGAUAGACUAGUGCUAAGGCCUAAAACUGGAGGUUUAGGAAUAGCCAAGAAGCCCAUGUGACUGGAGGCUAAGAUAGAAAAUGAGAUCAGAGAGAUCAGAUAAGGGGAUAAAGUGUGAAGAGUGCACAGAUCAUUAGGUCUUUUUUGGUCAUAUUAUGAAGUUCAGUUUUUCCUCCUAAGUAAGAUAGGAAACCAUUAGAAGCUUUUGAAGAAAGUGACAUGAUCUGACUUAAUCUAUAAGGUACUCACUGUGGCUGCUAUGUUGAGAACAGACUGGGGAGCAAGGGCAGAAGGAAGAAAUCCGAAGGCUUUUCAGUAAUGCAGGCAAGAGCUAAUGUCUUGGAGUAAAGGGAUGGUAAGAGAGUUGUUCAGGAGUGGUCAGAUUUAGAAUAUAUUUUGAAGAUGGAGCAAAACAAGGUUUGAUGACAAGUGUGGCAUAUGGGACAAUAGUCGAUAAUUCCAAAAUUUUUGUCAUAGGUAGCUGAGAUGGGAAAAACUGGAGGAGGUUAUUUAGGGGCAUGUGGGAUAUCAAGAGUUUGGUUUUGGGCAUGCUGUUUUAAAUGGCUAUUAAUAACACAGUGGAAGUGUUUGGAUAGGCCAAUGGAACCUCAAGUUAGGGGAGGAGAGGUCCAUCCUGGAGACAAGUUUGGGAGUCGUCAGCAUAUGGAUAAUACUCAGAACCACAAGGGUAGAUGAAAUUAGCAAGUGAAUGAGCUAAGUUAGAGCUAAGAGAUCCUGGGACUAAGCAACUUUAAGAGGUCUGGGGGAAAGGGAGCCAGUGAAGACUGAAAAGGAACAGCAAGAACCAGAAUUGUGAAGUCCUCAGGAAAUAGAGAGAGUGAUUCAAAAUGGGAGGAAUAAUCAACUGUGUCACAUGCUGCUAAUAAGUCUGGUAAGAUGAUCUAAGGAUCAGUCACUGAAUGCCUCGUAAAAAGUUAUUAAAAUGACCUUGAUGAGCAGUUUUGGUGGAGUGUGGGUGAGAGCUUGGCUGGAAUGGGAUUGUGGGAGAUGAGAAAGUGGGAUCAUGUAUUUUUAAAGACGGUAAAGAUGUGAUCUAGCAGGAAAGAAACAGUUGAUUCAGGAGAAAGCAAAGAAUUGCUAGGCAGAGAUCCCUGAGAAAGAAAGGGUUAUGGGGAUAUCUGCAAAUAACAGGAGUGUAAGCAGUUUGUAGGAGUACUGAUGCUUGUACAGAUUUAGUGGUAGAAACUUGGAAGUUUUUUUCUGAAUGCUUCUCUGUAAGAUUUUCAAUGCAAUAGUGAUCAAGAUCUUCAGCUGACAAUAAGUAUGAAAGAGAAAGUGUUCGUUUUGGGAAAGAGGAGAAAGUUGAAAUUGUUGAAAGAGUGAGAGAGUAAAUGAAUUUGCAAAAUGUCUAACUGCUGAGUAGCAUGAAGGGCCCAUUUGUUUUGGGUUAUGUAUUUAAGGUGAAACUAGAUAUUGUGGCUUUGUGUUUUUCUUCCUGAGUGCAGGCACGGAGUAGGUGAAGAGUUAGAUUUUACCAGUCUGGGGAUUUGCAAAGCGUAUAUGUCAGAGCAGAGCAGUUGAGAAUAGAAGAUGGUGGUGGUUUUUGGUUAAUCAUGGAAUUUAAGAUUGGUAAAGGAGGACAAGAGGAAGGUGGUAGGAUAAAUAGAUUAUAUCCCAGCUGAGUUAAAGAAUUAUCAGAAUUGGGAUAUGCAAGGAAGUGAGCUAGGGAAAAUUGGGUGUUGGUCAUUGUGCCAUACUUGAAACAGAUUAUGGAGGGAUUGUAGUUAGGAGUAGUUACAAGGUUAGUAUAAGCUAUCACUAUGAGAAUGAGUAGCUGAGGUAGCAUGGAGGACAAGAAUAUAGGAACAGAGUUCAAGGAAAUGAGAGGCCAGGGAGUUGGAAGAAUGAUCUAUGUGGAUAUGAAAGCACUUAAUAAGAUAGGAUUAUGUGGGGUGCCUGGGUGGCUCAGUUGGUUAAGCGACUGCCUUCGGCUCAGGUCAUGAUCUCAGGGUCCUGGGAUCGAGCCCUACAUCGGGCUCCCUGCUCUGCGGGAAGACUGCUUCUCCCUCUCCCACUGCCCCUGCUUGUGUUCCAUCUCUCGCUGUCUCUCUCUCUGUCAAAAAAAAAAAAAAAAAAAAGAUAGGAGUUAUGUUAGAAGGAUGUUGACCCACAAGUUAAGUUAUUCAAGAAAUAACUAAUCUAUAUUACUAACUCACAGGUCUAUAGAUACCUAUAAAGAAAAGAGGUGGUCUGAGUGAUAUAAUCAUGACAGAUUCAAAGCUGGAGUAGAAUGGAGAUGUCCUGUAACAACUAAAAUAAAAGUUCUGUAUUGAUUAUGUUGAAAUAAAAUAAUUUCCAGUUGUUGAAGCUUUCAAUGAAGAUUUGCAAAGGUUAUAUGUUAGUGUCUCGUGGAUAUAGUGUCUUAACAGCAAAAUGGAAAAAAAUUUAGAGGCCUGACAUCACAGAUUAUAUAAAGAUAAUUGUUGAUUUUUCAUGGGCUGUUAUAAAGAAUAAAUUUUUGGUGUUUUAACAGAUGGGAAAUAAGACCAAGAUUGCAAAAUGUCCUUUAAGAACAAAACAAACUGGAUACAUUCUAAAAUCAACACAAAAUACUUGUAUCAGGAGUGGAAAACUUUUGCAAAAGAAGAGAAUGGGUUCAGAAACUUCACUGGCAAAAGGUGAAAAAAAUAGUAUGACUUUUUCUCCCACUAAGGAUUUAUGCAAGCAGUAUGUAGAUAAAGACUGUCUUUAUGUCCAGAAAGAGAUUUCACCUGCAACCCCCAAUAUACAGAAGACUAGAAACACCAUAAAUACAUCUGUAGUAGCUAAGCAGAAGCUUUGCAAAAAACACAUCACAGCUGAAAAUAUGAAGAGCAGUUUGGUGUGUCUAACACAAGACCAACUACAACAGAUUUUGAUGACUGUGAACCAAGGAAAUAAAUCCAUUUCCCUGAUUGAAAAUGGAAAGGAGGAAACAAGUCAGGGCAGUCUACGUUUAAACAGUAUUUCCAAUCAGCCAGAGGAUGAGAACAUUAUGGGAGUAUUCCAAAAAACUGAGGCUCUUUCAUCUGUCCUGGAUGAAAAUAAAUCUGUUUUAAAUAAAAAUCAAGAGACAUCUAAGCAGUAUGAGCAGAAAAUUGCCAUAGAGAAUGUAUGGAAACCAGCUGACAUAUUCAGUACUCUGGGGGAAAGAGAACGUGACAGAAGUUUGUUGGAAGCAAAAAAAGCCCAGUGGAAGAAAGAGCUUGAUGAACAGGUUGCUUUAAAGAAGAAAGAAAAAGAAGCUUCUGAAAAACGGAACGAUCUGUGGAAAAAAUUUGAAAGUGAUAAAAUAGUAUGGGAAAAAUUUCAAAUUCUUGACCAAUCUAAGACUUGUGCUAGCUCUUCCAGCAUUCUCUCACAGUCUCCCAUUCAGAUAACAAUGGUCCAGGCUGAUGGGCACCCACUACCUAGAGCUAGUCAGAUUUUAGAGGAAGCAGUACCACCGGAGCACCCUUUCAGUGCCAUGAAACAAGAACAGCAGAGGAAAUGGAUUGAAGAUUUGAACAGGCAAAUAGAAGAUGAUCGGCAAAGAAAAAUUGAGGAAAAAAUUACAUCUUCAAAGGGUGAGGAACAUGACAGAUGGGCAAUGCAUUUUGAUUCAUUGAAGAACUAUCCUGCUUCUCAGUCUCAACUGUCCUCUCGGUCAACACACAACCAACCAGAGUACUUCUGUGUCUCUCCGGACACUCAGGAACUGGCUGAUAUCAGCAGUGUUUAUACACCUACGACUGGAAGUCAGGUUGAACCUUCAGAGGAGGAGCAUAUAGCAAAACCUGUUAGAGAUAAGGCCAUGGCAAACAGUCAGAAAACAAACUUUCUCCGUUCUAUGACUGCUCUCUUGGAUCCAGCUCAGAUUGAAGAACGUGACAGGCGACGACAAAAACAGUUAGAACAUCAGAAAGCCAUCACUGCUCAGGUAGAAGAGAAACGCAGGAUGAAGCAGCUGGAAGAACAGCAAAGAAAGAAGGAAGAACAAGAAGAGGAGCGUCGCUUAGCACGGGAACGAGAAGAGAUGCAGAAACAGUAUGAAGAAGACAUACUUAAGCAAAAACAAAAGGAAGAAAUCAUGACUCUCGAGACAAAUGAGCUAUUCCAGACAAUGCAGAGAGCACAGGAGGUAGCACAGAGGCUGAAACAAGAACAGAGGAUCCGAGAAUUGGCUCAAAAGGGACAUGACACUUCUGGAUUGAUUAAAAAUCUUGGCGGACAUGGCUUGGAUGAUGUCAGUGGUAAAAAGAAUACAUGUAUCAGUUCUACAACCUCUCCCAAAAAGGAUACUGCUGUACAAACAGAUGACUUAAAUACAGGAACACUCACCAAUGCAGAAUCAUGCUGUGGAACAGUAAUAGAAAGGGAAAUUCUAAAUUGUUCAUCUCCUGAGAUUCCUGCAGAAUUUAAUGAACAGUUUAACACUAAGAAAGACAAAGAGGAACUUAUAAUAAAUCAGGUUAAAGGAGUCAACUUAGAAAAAGAAAACAGUUGGCAUAAUGAUCAGUGUAAUGAGUUUGCAAGGACAGAGAAAACACCUAUGAAGAAAUGUCCUAAAAGGCCUGAUUGGAAUAUAAAUAAGCCACUCAAAAGGUAUAUUCCAGCAUCAGAAAAGUACCCUAAACAGCUUCAAAAGCAGAGAGAAGAAAAAAAAGUAAGAAGGCAGAUGGAACUGCUUAAUUUGGUAGAAAGAAAUAAUCCUGGACAUGUCUCUCAAAAUAGAGGCACUUCACCAGUUCUUCCUUCAUCUCAAGAAACUGAGCCAAGGUUCAGGUGGCAUCUAAUCAAAAAGGAAGAAGAGCCUCUGAAAAUUAAUUCUUUCGGCAAGGAAAGGUCUCAGUCACCACCACCAGUUCCAGUGGUGAAAAACAGAACACAACAAACUCAGACACUAAAAAACAGUAAUUAUGAAAGAGAGAAUCUGAUCUUAGAAGAUAGUCAAACAGGAACAUCACCUGGUCUUUCUGAACCAUCUCAUUUUAUCCCCUAUGUCCGAACCAAUGAGAUUUAUUACCUUGAUCCAGAUGCACCUCUGUCUAGGCCUUUAACCCAACAAACUUCACAUGACUGUGACCAAGAACACCGGCAGCUAUUUGAUUCUGAGGUCAGGGACCCACUUCUUAAUCCUAACUUGGUGAAAAACAGGGAUCGACAGCAAGCAAUCCUUAAGGGACUAUCGGAACUGAGACAGGGCCUUCUCCAGAAGCAAAGGGAGUUGGAAACUAAUCUCAUGCCUUUAGCUGCAAAUCAAGAAGAGAAUUUUAAUUCUUCGUUUUAAAUGUAGAAUAUCAAAUCCUUCACAUUUGUUGCUUCUGAAUUAUAAAAUGUGUUCAUUGCAUAACUGUAUUUUCCAAAUAACCUGGAUUUAUUUUAAAAAUGCUUAUUUAAAACUUGUACAUUAUGUAGUACAACGCUGUGUAUAUAUGUUUUUUACAAUAAAACAGACAUUUUUGUAAAGGUUAGUAAAAAAACAUUUUCUGCUCUAUCACAAUCUAGGUAUUUAAACACUUUCUACUUACCUUAAGACAGGUUUCUGACCUGUUCACAGACCACGUUCUUCUACACUUACGUAGCUUAUUACUGAAAUACCACUUAGGUAUUUGUUCUAUAAAAAGAUUUAAGAGGUUAGAACUCUUCCAAGUUCUUCUGAGGGGCCAAAGGAAGGUCUGACUUAACACAUCUCAACUUUAAAAUAGCUCAGUAUUUCUUUUCUAUAAUUCCUGUUUUUAGGACUUUACAAAAACAUUUUACAAGUUUGCAUUUCUAAUGCAGACAGUUAUUAGCAAUAGAUACGGUUUUAAAAUUGACCAUAUACUUUAUCUGUGAAUUGUUAUUUUUAGUAAAGCACUUAAAUUUUCACCACCUCAAAAAUAUACUUACAUUUUUCUAAGACUACGAAUUCAAAAAUCUAUAGCAGAGUUGUUCCAGAUUUGUUCAGUGCCUUUAAUAUAACAGAAGCCCAUCUUUUGGAAAUAUGAAAUUGCAUUUGGUUAAGUCAAGGACCAUACUAAGCAUUGAAAAUUGUAAUCAUCAAACACCUCAAAUAAAAGGUUGACCCAAAAUUUUACCAAUAGGCAAUUUUUAGAUGGCUAAGCCUAAAGAUAAAAAUAAUGCUGCCUGGCAUUAAGUCCUAAGUCUUAUGUUACAUAGUUUAUCAUCUAAACUGAAACUGCAUUCAUUGUUAGAUAAAUCUUGAGGUAUUGAGCCAAAAUCCUUUAUAUCUAUUGACAUCACUGGCUUAUACCUGUAUAAACACUAUACAAAAGCUUAACAAUAGUCGACUGGUAUGUCACUUCAGCAAAAGUAGUUGGUAUCAUCUGACCGGGGGGGAGAAAAAGAAAAGGCAUUGUUCACUAUCCUUUUGCAAAUUGUCUAAUUUUAUAUAUAAAACAGGCUUCAAUUUGAAGCCCAAGUACAGGUAACAUAUAUUUGUAAAACUUAAAAAGUGCCAACAUGAGAUAAUUCAAGUACAAUAUAUGUUAAAAAUAUAUAUAUUUAUUUCAAUUUUCAGAUGCUUCAACUGUUACAGGCCAUCAUGAUUUAAAUAAGAGGAAAAAAAACAUUGAGGAAGGACAAGAAACGUUUUGUUUAGAGAAUGAAAUAUAAAUUGUUAAUUCACUUAUAACAGAAAAAGUUCGUAACAACCUAUUUCAAAAAAAAAAAAGUUACUAUAAUUAUUUCUCUUUUGAAAAGGGCCUGGAAGAAUCACUUUUCCCCCAACUUAAUGGAGAUGGAGAUUUAGCUCUAUCCAAGCUUUGAGUGUAAGCAGAUAAAAAGUAAUUUUCACUUUCUUGAGACUGACUUGAUGAAAGGGCAUAUGGUGUCCCCAGAAAUGUCUGAUGAGUGAGAACAUUAAAAUGACUAAACUGAUGGGACAUAUUUAAUUGACUGUGAUAAACCUGAAAGUUGCUAUAUGAAUCUUGUUCAGUUGCACUGCUGUUCUCUCCUUCAGAGCAUACUAUAGCAACAGAAGCGCUCUCUUCAGAAUCAAUUUGAUAAGUCUUAUCUUCUAAUAAACUUUUUUGCACGUCAAGAGACGAUUGCAACUCAA